AUGGAGGCACUCGCAUCAGGGAAAAAAGAACGUCGCAGCAGACGUCGUGCGCAAGAACGGAAGAGCUACUCCGUCCGCGAGUCCUCUGCAUUGAUAUCGAGCAAUACAACAGCCGCAUCAAGCGCGUGGCUUAGAAAAACGAGUCCUCGGGGUCUGCGUUUGCGAGCACGCCAUUUAGCAGAGAUCGCCAAGCAACGCGGAAUAUUUGUGCCACCACUAGAUGACGUGCCAUCGGUAGAUGAUGUGCCACCCGUUUCCGCAGAUGAGGACUCAACCAGACAGUCGGAGCGGCAAAGACAUCAACAUCUGAGGAAGGGUCAUGGCUAUCAGCAGGACGUGACGGAAACGAGGAAGGACCAGAAUCGCGAUGAGGAUGUUGGCUUGACAGGUGAUAAUGCGGUAUUGAUUGGUACCACUGCAGGAGCCGGAAAAAGUGAACACCACAGCAAACCAACUACUCACCCAAUGCAGAACUUCCGUGACAGUUGUCGUGGUAACACAACGAACAUUAAGAAACGACGACGGCGACGGGAAAGGGACCUCUUUAUAGCAGAAAUUCUUCAUCUGGAACGCCUUCUAGGACUUGAGAAACCAAACGCAGAGGAGCCACCAUUGUCAGAGUCUGAAUUCUCUUCAGGUGAGUCAAGGGAAGAGGUGGAAGAAUUCUAUGGACUUCGUCCAUGCUGUAGUGAGCUAACUUAGAGAUGAACUAACUUAGAGAUUUUCUCUUGAUAACUUAGAGAUUUUCUCUUGAUUUUGACGCCUACACGAAGGGGACGAUGAUAGUUGUUCGUGCAGUAGCUCGAAGUCGUGGGUGCUCACGCUAUCUCGAGCGUGGCGCUAUGAUGAGCAAGAAAAACUCACCCUGAGGCAGAUAGCGACAUCUUCAAUAACUUUAUGGCUGCUUGGGUGAGCCCAUUCUUCUAUUAGAUGCGUUUUUGUAGGGGAAAACGAGAUUGUUGAGAGGAGCGCGAAAGAGGCCCUUCUUGACAGUGACUAGCAGUGC
This is a messenger RNA of Amoebophrya sp. A25, 1006 nucleotides long. The record is from the annotation of a GenBank genome assembly. Lineage: Eukaryota; Dinophyceae; Syndiniales; Amoebophryaceae.